CGAACCGUUUGUGGAGGUAUUUAUGAAAGCUGUCGUUACCGUGAAGGGUUUGUGAUGAUGGCUGAUAAGAAGGAAAUAUACAGAUCUAUUGCCCGUUUCUUCGAUAAAGAGAUAAAUUCCCAUGUCUACUCUUCGGAGAUAAAUGAGGGUCUUGAAGGUAAACAUACAUACACUAAAUUUGCGGUGGGGAAGUCAUUACUUUUCGUAUAUCUUCCUUAACGAAAAUGUAGUAUCAUUGUGAGAAAACGGUGAUAUGUAUUUCUGAGUAGACUGGUUACAAACGUAGCAAUAUCGUCGGAUGAAUAUCAGCUAGUGUUUUAAUAUACGGUUAGGAGACUGUACAAACCAAUCAUGAAGAGGGAUAGAUGAUACUUCCAACUGUCUUAUGUUCAAAAGUUCUCGAAAAAGGCCAUGUAAACUGUAGAUAAAUUUAGAGGGCCCUAAUUAUUUGAACAGAGAGAAAAGCACUAGCGUUGUGGAACCUUGCUAUAGUCGGGAAAUUGUGAGGUUUCUGGUUGGUGAGUAAGAUUCAGUAAGAUAUUCGUUAGUAUUCGGAGUUUUUGCGUCGUUCUAUGCAGAUCCAAGCCAGCGGUCUUUUCAAGUUAUUAGUGGUUGAGGAUUCGUAAGAAAGCUGUCGUGAUUGUCGGAAUUCCCGCUAUUCUAGUUUCUAAAGUUGUUGGUCUCGUAUUUAGGGUCUGGUAGCGGAACAACAAUGUUAAGCCUCACUAGUUCUGGCUUCAGACACACCGUAAGGGCCAGCGUAAUAUCAGGUUGGGGAGAAGAGUGACCAAGUCAACAUUGUGAUAUUAGUGUAACCCGUUUAAUGAGUUUAGGUGUAUUGCCUUGACUCCAAAGCUCAUAUGUAGGGUCUGUCGGCACUGACCAGGUGCUAUAAACAUAGUGGGUGGAAUUAUUCCUGAAUCUACUACUUAUAGAUUAAAAUUCUGCUUUCUUCAACUACUGCUACCACUCCUCCUCUAUGUAUAGUAUGGUAUCAGUCAUUAAAGUUACUGUUAUUUGGUCUCACAAAAUCGGUUGAUUUUAUUUCUCAUGUUUAUCUGAAUCAUGAACAUAGCACUACGCCAUACUUGUCACCUUCCAGUUUCGUCUAUUUUCCUUUAGCUUUCCAACUAUUGGUAAUGUUGUCUUCAAACAUUCUUUAGUCAAUUUUUCUGUACCCUAGUGUGAAUCUGGGGAACGCUGUUUAUUAAAGUGGUUGAUAUCCACUUAACGUUUUUGUUAACUGUUCUUUGCCAAUGAUUUUGUAAUUAAAAGUCACAUUCUUGAUAGGUCACCUCUUUCUUGAAAUUUGUGUCCCAAAAGAGCAAGACUGACUGAACAACAUGGUAACAGACCAUGUAGUUACAGAUACAAACUUAAGAUAUAGAAAAUUACUGUUUAAUUGCUUUUUGUGUGACACGUGGAGUAAGUUGGGUCAUUUGGAGCAAACUUGAUCGUUCUGAUAUAUGCCACAACUACUCAUUGAGUUCUUGGAUAGAAUAUUGAAGGAGAUACAAGACAUCUUAACAAGGCUUCAAAAGGACGUUCCUUUACUUAACUUGCUUCAGUAUUAUAACUUGCCUAUGUAUUCAGGUCAUUUAUAUUUGCUUAUCUGAAAGAACUUAUCUUAGAGUAACUAUUCAGAUGACUUUUGUUUCAGUUGCGAAGCAGUGUAUAGAAACAGCUUUUCAUAUAUCUGAUAGUGAAGUCGGUGAUGUUCCCGAUUUACAAACAUUAUUUAAAUCUCAGUCUCAAGUAAUUACUCACCUUUUAAGUCAUUAUUACAGAAAAAACCUGAUAUUCUAACAAGCGAACCCUCAGAAGAAACCAAAUCAAUGGCAGAAGCAUUAAAAAAUCAAGGUAUGACUAUUCUUUUUUAUUAAGCUGCACCUGCAGGCAAUCAAUGCAUGAAACAGGAGAAGUUUGGGGAAGCUGUAGCCUGCUACAGUAAAGCUAUUGAGCUGUCCCCGUACAAUGCCGUAUUUUACUGCAACAGAGCUGCCGCCCACUCUCGAUUAGAUCAUCACCAAGAUGCAAUUAAUGACUGCUUAAAGGCUUUAGAAAUCGACCCAUGUUACAGCAAAGCAUAUGGCAGAAUGGGUAUUGCCUAUUCUAGCAUUGGUAAUCACGCUAAAGCUGUUGAGUGUUAUCGGAAAGGCUUAGAGCUUGACCCAAGUAGCGAGAAUUGUCAGCAAAAUCUAUCAAUUGCCGAAGAAAAAUUGAAGAAUUCAUCAGAUAAUACUCAGAGUUCAGGAUUAUUUAGUGGUUUUGACUUAAAUUCCUUUUUAAACAAUCCAAUGAUGCAGAAUAUGGCUCGGCAAUUCAUGAAUGACCCGAAUGCUCAAAAUAUGAUGACUAAUCUACUACGCAAUACAUUUGGAGUAUCAGACAAUCCAACUACAAAUAAUUCACCCCGUAAUACUGAGGCUGAUAAUUCCAACGAAUCAACAGAAUCUAGUUCACAAAGUCAUAAUCCUAGUGGUACUGGUCCUAGUACUAAUGGUCAAAGUAUGGAUGAAUUUUUACGCCUUGGUCAACAACUUGCUCAACAAUUGCAAGCAUCCAAUCCACAACUUGUUAAUCACUUACGUCAAACAUUUCAUACCAAUGUUAGUGGACAAAAUUCAAAUCCGGAAAACAGUACUAAUUCCAAUGAUCAUAACAAUACAAAUUCCAAAUAAUACUUGCCAUUUUAAAUGAUAACCGGUGUUUUGUUUUGCUAACGUGUAUUAUGGCAAAACUCAGUUGUAAUUUUCCUAAAUUUAAUUUUGAAUAUGAUACUUCUUUUUGUUUCUUUUUUAGUAAACAAAAUAGGGAUGAUUGUGCUAACUAUUCAUUGUUUUUCCCCAUUUCCUUCUGAUGAAAAUCAUAUUGUGCAUGCUAUAUUGUUUUAGACUUUGUUCUUGUCUUCGCUGUGUAGUUUUGUUAUUAGUUUUAAUUUUACGUAUGAACUAACGAAUAAAAGUUUUUGUGAAUCAUCGAAAAGUGGUAUAUUAUAUUUAAUAUGAUAUUUAUAGAAAAGAUUUAUUCUUAAUUGCGUGUGCAACGUGUAAUAAUCAAUAAAACUACUUCACAUAUAUUUUUUGUUGUCUGUUUAUUAAGGAUUAUAUAAGAAACCUAGGCGUUUAUUUGGUUACAUUUUAUGAUUGUUAUGUUUGCCCAAAGCAGGGAAUUCUCAAAGUUCAUUUGUUCUUAACACCUACUAUUCUUAGAUCAUUAGUUGCAUAUUGGUACAUAAUUAGACCAUAAAUAGUCAGUUGUUAUGAUGGGUGACGUCCGAGAUCUGAUACUGAUACUAAACUUGCUACUCAGUAACCCCCAUAAAUCGACUACUUGGACGAAAGGACAAGAGCGGAAGCGAAAGUCUGUUAGGCUA
This is a messenger RNA of Schistosoma haematobium, 3376 nucleotides long. RefSeq lists its product as uncharacterized. NCBI's taxonomy places the organism in Eukaryota, Metazoa, Platyhelminthes, Trematoda, Strigeidida, Schistosomatidae. Gene Ontology annotation, molecular function: protein binding; molecular adaptor activity. The transcript has 5 exons. Bases 1908 to 2681 code for a protein of 257 amino acids. Gene Ontology annotation, cellular component: membrane; TRC complex. The record is from RefSeq and is a predicted model, not a curated record. Gene Ontology annotation, biological process: post-translational protein targeting to endoplasmic reticulum membrane.